AUCAAUCUAUUCAGACGUGUGAGUGUAUGUUUUGUGUUCAUAUGGUGAUCAGUGCUUUUGAUCACCUUUUUUUCUGUCUAAAUUUUAUCCCUUGAUUUUUCAGUUGCCAAUUCUCGAACAAUGUUCAAUAUAUGGCUGUUGCUUCUAAUAACAAUCGGAUCUUCUAUAGCAGAUCCGAUUCCGUUGACAUCCGAUGUAAAAGAUUAUGCUGAAAAGUCAAUAGUUCCGGUCGUUUCAUCUAAUUUACAACAAGAAUCGAUUAUCGUUGAUCAACCGGAAAAACAGCCACGAACGGCAGCAGCAGCAUCAGCUGCUGCAUCAGCAGCUUCUAUUGUAUCGUUAGCCAAUAUUACAUUUAGUCCAGGUCCAAACUCAUGUCCACCAUCACAUCUUUUUGCACCAUGUGAUUGUUUUGUUCAUGAAGAACGAGCACGUAUCAUGCGUUGCAUGGGCGAAUAUAAUAUUGAUUUGAAUUCAAUUUUUCAACGAUUAUCAAUAUAUUUACCAAAGCCAGAAAAACAUUUUCAUAUGUUUUAUCUAAAUAAUACAAACAUUUCCUAUUUGGGCAAUGUACUUCAUGAUAUUACAUUCGAAUACAUAUAUUUUGAUGGUGCAUCAGCCUUAGAAUUCAUCGAUCCCAAUGCAUUCGAUAUAACGGGACCGUAUGUCAAAGAAGUUCGGGCUUUCAGUACAAAAUUGAAACAAAAAUCUCUUGAAGAUUCAUUGAUGGGUCUUUCCAGUCUACUGCAUUUGACUGUAUCAAAUGUUGGUAAAUGCCCACCGGAAGAAGUUACUAGACCUUGCCGUUGUGAAUAUCGUAUGGACAAUUGGCAAUGGGUGCAGGCAAGAUUUACACGAUUCGUUUGUGGAGAAGAAUCGGAAGAAGAUCUUCGAAUGCAAUAUGUUCUCAAUGCUAAUCGUACACGUGAACAGUUUGCUUAUUCACAAACGCGACGAUUACAGAUUUAUUUUGAACGUUUAAGUGAAAAUCUUGCUAAACUUGGCUGGCAAAAACGUUUUGAUGAAUUUGUUAUUCAAAAUUCAGCUAUUUCGGAAAUUCCUCGUAAUCUCUUUGGUGAUAUCAUUUUCUAUGGAGUUAAAUUUGAUAAUUGUCCAGAAUUGACGGCCAUUCACCCGCAAGCAUUUCAAAUAACAGAACCAUUUAUUGAAGAAUUGACCAUACGUCGUACACGUUUGGGCAAUGAAAGAUGGAAAUUGCGUGAUACUUUUAACGCUAUUACCAGUUUAACUAAUCUUCGUGCACUUUAUCUUCAAAGUUCCGGAUUAAAUGCUAUACCACAUCACGCUUUUCGACCGUUGAAAGGACGAUUCCAAAGAAAAUUGGUAAAAAUUUCCAUCAAUUAUCCGAAUGUUCGUGAAAAUUCCAUUCGUCAAAUCGGAAGCUAUGCAUUCUAUUAUCUAUCUAAUUUACGAUCAAUAGAUUUGUCCGUAAACUCUAUUGAAAAAAUAUAUAAAAAUGCCUUCUCUUUCCGUUGGGAAUCCACUGAAAUGUUGACAAUAAAUUUAGCCGGAAAUAAUCUUACGGAUAAUAACAUUGAAUCAGGUGCAUUUGUUGAACUACAGCGGCCUGUGAAGUUAAUUUUAGGACAAAAAGAACUUGGUAAUCCUGGACUUCGACAUCUUGAAGAACGUGUCUUCCGGCCAUUAUUGAAUGAAAAUGAAAAGAAUAUAAUUACAUUAAGUUCAUCGGAACAUCCAUCAAACGGUAAUCGUCUACAAUGUGAUUGUCAAUCACGAUGGAUUUUUAAUGAAAUCGGCAAAGUUCGUAAUGGUCUACGUGAUGUUAUGUGUAUCAGUAAUGGUAGUUGGGAAUGUUUACCACCAUGUCUUGUAUUUGGCCAAGAUCUACUUCAUUGUGGUUCUAAUCAAUAUUUCAAUAUUGAAGAUGUAUUCUAUUCAUUAAAUCGUAAUCUGCAGCCUGAAGAAAAACAUUUUAAACGAUUCAUGUUAUCCAAUUUACAAAUUGAAUCAAUACCAAACAAAAGUUUUGGUGAUAUCACAUUUGAAACAUUCGAACUGGAUGAUUGUCCUAAUCUCAAAUACAUUGAUGAAAGGGCAUUUUCAAUGACAAAACAAAAUUUAACCAAAAUUGUCAUCAGAAAUACACCGCAAUUGCCGGAAAUGCGUUUCUCAUCAUUUCAAAAUCUAAACGAAUUGGCCAUUCGAUUUGUCGGCAAAUAUCGUUUGACAGACGAGUCAUUCAAAUCAGAUCUCCCAACAGAAACAUUACUUCGUCUUCGAAUCGACGUUGAUGGCCUAUUACCAUCAUCAAUCGAAUCAAAUGCACUAAGCUAUGCUUAUCGACCCAUUAAUGUCAUGCUGGAACAUCCUGAGAAUAUCGGCAAACAAGAAUGUAAACUAUUAACAUUGGAAGAGGAAAUUUAUGCACCAUUUUUGGCUGUCAACCCGGAAAACAAAAUUCGUAUCAAUAAUUGCCCAAUCGUUUGUGAUUGCUCAAUUAAAUGGCUUUUUGAUGCACCAAAAGAUUGGUGGAUGCGUGUUGAAGCUGGCGAACCAAACAUAGGCCUACAAUGUGAUGAUUCACGUUCAUUAUAUUUUUAUUCGGAUUAUGAUUUUCGUUCAUGUCCUAAAACAAAUCUGUUGAAAUAUUUUAUUCCGGAUUCUGAUAGUAAAACUACAGUUGAAAAACCCGCAACCUCAUCUAUCGUAAGUCCGGUACCAUCUUCAUCAUCAUCAUCCAAAUCGGAUUCAGAAGCAAUAUCAGCUUCAUAUGCAUCAAGCGAUACGAUUGCCAUUACUGGUGCCACAACAGGUGAGGAUAAGAUGAGAAUCGAAGAUCAAAUUCCAAUCGAAUCGAAACAACAGCCAACACAAUCCAUUGCUGAUGUUAGCGAAUCAAAAACACCGGUGGCUGACAAUGUACCUGAAUCGAAAAAUGAGCCGAUGAUUAAUGCCGGUGAAGAACAUCCAUCAUCAGCCACAAGUGGUGUUGUCAUUAAACUAACUGAUGUUUCGGGAGCAAAUGACCCAUCAUCAUCGAUGAUGGCCUCAAACGAACCAAUUGUUGCUGUUCAAACGGCUGAGUCAUCCUCAAUCGCCAAAAAUAUUUAAUCCAAUAGAAAUUCC
Dermatophagoides pteronyssinus (European house dust mite) is the source of this 3108-nucleotide messenger RNA. RefSeq lists its product as uncharacterized. NCBI's taxonomy places the organism in Eukaryota, Metazoa, Arthropoda, Arachnida, Sarcoptiformes, Pyroglyphidae. The record is from RefSeq and is a predicted model, not a curated record.